UUUAAGAGAAAGUGAAACUCAACAACAGGAACACGAGGAAAUGACAAAGCUAAUAUGAACGAGGUAAAACGUUUUGGCAAUUGCUCGUUUAUUUGAGUUAAAACACGAUUUCUAAAAAAGGUUUAAGAGACGUCAUUGAUUGAUCCAUAUUCUGACAGUGUGACAUCUGGACAAAUCAUCCCGGCUAGGAAUUCAACACUCGCAUCAGGUGCUCCUUCAUCACUCCUCAUGUGUGGGAUGUGAUCAGGUUCAUAUAACUGUCAGCCUGUCACACGGUUGGCUUAUUUAUUUAUUUUUAAAUCAGUGGUUAAAGGACAUUUCCUCCACAAUGGUCUUGGUGAGGCUUUUAGUGCUGUCUCUAUUUCACAUGUCUCUGGGUGGGUCGCAGCCCACCCAGAGUUCACAACAGGCGUCCAGCCCUCUUCACCCCGCAGGACAGCAAUCUCCUUUGGGUACUAGUAAUCUGUCCUUCCCUUGGAGCCGUCUUCGCCUGCCAAGGUACAUCAUUCCUCUUCACUACCACCUCCUCCUGCACCCCAACCUCACAACUCUCAGUUUCACUGGCUCAGUGCAGAUCCAGAUUGAUGUCCAGAACAACACAAACUGGGUUGUAUUGCACAGCAAGGGUCUGCAGAUCUCCAAGGCCGCCAUAGUGGACCAGAACUUCGCUCACUUGUCUGAUCAGGUUCUUCCAGUUCUUCAUAACCCUUCCCAUGAGCAGAUUGGCAUUUUCUCUCCCAGGGUGCUCAGCAGCGGGCAAAAGUACUUUCUGUAUCUUGAGUUUGGGGCAGAAUUGUCAGAAGGCUUCUAUGGCUUCUAUAAGAGCACCUACAGAACCAGCACAGGAGAGACCAGAACAUUAGCUUCAACUCACUUUGAGCCCACGAGUGCUCGGAUGGCAUUCCCUUGUUUCGAUGAGCCGAGCUUCAAAGCUAACUUCUCCGUUCGGAUCAGGAGGAGUCCAGAGUACAUUUCUCUGUCCAACAUGCCUGUAGUCGAGACGUUUGAAGUAAACGCUGGCGUGCUUGAGGACCAGUUUGAUGCGAGUGUAAAGAUGAGCACUUACCUCGUAGCUUUUGUCAUCUGUGACUUCAAAUAUGUCACUGCAACGACAUCUUCUGGGGUGCAGGUGUCCAUCUAUGCCUCCCCUGAGAAGUGGCCACAAACCCGCUACGCCCUGGAGGUUGCUGUCAAAAUGCUAGACUUCUACGAGGAAUAUUUCAACAUCCACUAUCCUCUACCCAAACAAGGUACCCUUUGUUUAGUUUUCCUGUUACUACUUUGUCAGAUCCCCCUCUUUCCCCCUUUCACGUUCUCUCCACUGACCUGUGUUUUCCCGCUCUCAGAUCUGAUAGCCAUCCCAGACUUCCAGUCUGGUGCGAUGGAGAACUGGGGUCUGACCACCUACAGGGAGACCAGCCUGCUCUUUGAUCCCCUCACGUCCUCCAUUUCGGAUAAACUCUGGGUCACCAUGGUGAUCGGACAUGAGCUCGCCCAUCAGUGGUUUGGUAACUUGGUGACCAUGGAGUGGUGGAACGAUAUCUGGCUGAAUGAAGGAUUUGCCAGAUACAUGGAGUACAUCUCAGUGGAGGCCACCUACCCUGACCUCAAAGUGGAGGAAUAUCUUCUGCACACCUGUUUUUCAGCAGUUGGUCAUGAUUCGUUGAACUCUUCUCGGCCAAUAUCCAGCCCAGCAGAGAACCCGACUCAGAUCAAGCAGAUGUUUGACACAGUCUCCUAUGAUAAAGGAGCAUGUGUCCUCCACAUGCUGCGACACUUUCUGACAGACGAUGUGUUCCAGCGGGGGAUAGUACGAUACCUCCGCAAAUACAGCUACAGAAAUGCACACAACCAGGAUCUGUGGGACAGCCUCGCCAAUACAUGCUCCGAGGAGGACUUCAUGUCAGGAAAACACUGUUACAGCAGCAGCCAGGCCUCCAAGAAUGCAUACCUUUUUGCAGGAGAGCACAUGGACCUGACAGCCAUGAUGAACACUUGGACUCUGCAGAAAGGUAUUCCUCUGGUAACUGUAACUAGGAAAGGGCCCCAUCUGCUGCUGAGACAGGACCGGUUCCUGAGGACAGUGCUGCCUUCUGACCGUCUCUGGUCAACUUUGCAACAGGGUUUCCUUUGGCACAUCCCCCUGACAUACAAGACAGAUGCUUCCAGCACCAUCCACAGACACCUGAUGACAACACCCACAGACAGUAUUCAUAUAGGAGAGGAGGUCAGCUGGGUGAAAGUAAACACUGACAUGACAGGCUAUUAUGUGGUUCAUUAUGAGGAUGGUGGUUGGGACGAGAUGACAAAACUACUGAGGGAAAACCACACUGCUCUCAGCUACAAAGACAGGACUCACUUGAUACACAACGCCUUUCAAUUGGUCACGGCAGGUCAACUGUCGCUCGAUAAAGGCUUAGACCUGAUUGGUUACCUGCAAUUGGAGACGCACACUGUGCCUCUCCUUGAAGGAAUAGGCUAUCUGGAGGCCUUUUACCGGAUGACCGAGAAAAGGAAUGAGUUUGAUGUAAUAAGCAACCUGGGGAUGUACAUCCUGCGAUUUUUCCGUGCGGUCAUUGACCGGCAGACGUGGAGCGACAGGGGCUCUGUGUCCGAGCGACGGCUGAGAUCAGAGGUCCUGUCACUGGCUUGCCACCUGAAGGACCCUCCCUGUCUGGAGCGGGCACGUGAGAGCUUCAAAGACUGGCUUCAGUCCAACGGUACACUCAACUUGCCAACUGACGUGGCAGACACGGUGUUUUCAGUUGGAGCUCAGGAUGACCACGGCUGGGUUUCACUCUUACACACAUACAACAUGUCUCUCUCUGAGGCACAAAAAAGCAAAAUCCUGUUUGCCUUGACCUGCAGCAGAGACACAAACAAACUGCACAGUCUGCUGGAGUUGGGUCUUGAGGGGAAGGUGAUUCGAUCCCAGGACCUGUCCUCUGUCAUCCUGAUGGUGGCCAGGAACCCACAGGGAUAUCGCCUCACCUGGAACUUUGUCAAAAAGAACUGGGACACGCUGGUUCAAAAGUUCCAGCUGGGCUCGUUUUGUAUUAGAAACAUCCUCAUAGGCACCACAGGCCAGUUUUCAUCUCCAGAGGAGCUCACUGAAGUGCAGCAUUUCUUUGAGUCCAUCAAAGAGCAGGCGUCUCAGCUGAGAGCUGCUCAGUUGGCCCUGGACAACGUGCAGAAAAAUGUUCGCUGGUUUCAGAGGAACCUCGAGACUCUGAGAAACUGGUUGAACAAACAAUUGCAGUGAAAGACAGCAGAAAGACAGGUGGCGGUUAACAGACGCCACAGCUGGGAUAUUUCAAAGUUUCUUUGAAUUUUGUACGUGUUUUUAUUGGCUUAUUGUAAUAUGUUUGAUAUCACCGAAGAGCUGACAGUUUUGUAUAUAAUUACUGUUUUGUAAAUUAGCAGGGGAUUUGUUUGUUAGACCCAGACUGAGAGAGAGAUUACAUGCUCGGUAGUCUUUACCAGAUAGACAAUAAAAGUGUUGUACCUCCUGCCACCUUUGUGUGUGUUGCUGAAACAUAUCAUUGUGCUGAAUACAACCAGUGUGUGUUUGUUUGUGUA
Messenger RNA from Anarrhichthys ocellatus (wolf-eel), 3579 nucleotides. RefSeq names its product endoplasmic reticulum aminopeptidase 2-like. Bases 329 to 3262 code for a protein of 977 amino acids. Gene Ontology annotation, cellular component: cytoplasm; membrane. Gene Ontology annotation, molecular function: zinc ion binding; peptide binding; metalloaminopeptidase activity. The record is from RefSeq and is a predicted model, not a curated record. Gene Ontology annotation, biological process: peptide catabolic process; proteolysis. Lineage: Eukaryota; Metazoa; Chordata; Actinopteri; Perciformes; Anarhichadidae. The transcript is spliced from 20 exons.